GGGGGCGCGGAGGGCGCAGGGAGCGAGGGCGUGACCCUGCAGCGCAGCAUCACGCUGCUCAACGGCGUGGCCAUCAUCGUGGGCACCAUCAUCGGCUCGGGCAUCUUCGUGACGCCGACCGGCGUGCUCAAGGAGGCGGGCUCGCCGGGGCUGGCGCUGGUGGUGUGGGCCGUGUGCGGCGUCUUCUCCAUCGUGGGCGCGCUCUGCUACGCGGAGCUGGGCACCACCAUCACCAAGUCGGGCGGCGACUACGCCUACAUGCUUGAGGUGUACGGCUCGCUGCCCGCCUUCCUCAAGCUCUGGAUCGAGCUGCUGAUCAUCCGGCCCUCCUCGCAGUACAUCGUGGCGCUCGUCUUCGCCACCUACCUUCUCAAGCCGCUCUUCCCCACCUGCCCGGUGCCCGAGGAGGCCGCCAAGCUCGUGGCCUGCCUCUGCGUGCUGUUGCUCACAGCCGUGAACUGUUACAGCGUGAAGGCCGCCACCCGCGUGCAGGACGCCUUUGCUGCUGCCAAACUCCUGGCACUGGCCUUGAUCAUCCUGCUUGGCUUCAUCCAGAUCGGGAAAGGUGACGUGUCCAACCUGGAUCCCAGGUCCUCCUUUGAAGGCACCAAACUGGAUGUGGGGAACAUCGUACUGGCUCUGUAUAGCGGCCUCUUUGCCUACGGGGGAUGGAAUUACUUGAAUUUUGUCACAGAGGAGAUGAUUAAUCCCUACAGAAACCUGCCCCUGGCCAUCAUCAUCUCCCUCCCCAUUGUCACUCUGGUGUACGUGCUCACGAACCUGGCCUACUUCACCACGCUGUCCACCGAGCAGAUGCUGACAUCCGAGGCUGUGGCUGUGGACUUCGGGAACUACCACCUGGGUGUCAUGUCCUGGGUCAUCCCCGUCUUCGUGGGCCUCUCCUGCUUCGGCUCCGUCAAUGGGUCCCUCUUCACAUCCUCCAGGCUGUUCUUCGUGGGGUCCAGGGAGGGCCACCUGCCCUCCAUCCUGUCCAUGAUCCACCCGCAGCUGUUGACGCCCAUGCCCUCGCUUGUGUUCACGUGCGUCAUGACCCUGCUCUACGCCUUCUCCAAGGACAUCUUCUCCGUCAUCAACUUCUUCAGCUUCUUCAACUGGCUCUGCGUGGCCCUGGCCAUCAUUGGGAUGCUAUGGCUCCGCUACAGGAAGCCGGAACUGGAGCGGCCGAUCAAGGUGAGGGCCUGUAAGGGUGAGGGCACCAUCAGGGUGAGGGGCCGUCAGGGUGAAGGCCCGUCAGGGUGAGGGGCCGUCAGGGUGAGGGCCCGUCAGGGUGAGAGGCCGUCAGGGCGAGGGGCCCAAGGUGAAGGCCCAGGGCUGGGCCCACCCAGGCGGUCGGGGCUCGCAGGCCAUGUGGUUGAUAAGCAGGUUGUGUGUGACCACGCCUCUUGGUUCUGUCCGGCCCUGCGUGUGCCUGGGCAGCCACCGUCCCUCUCCAGGCCUCCACCCACUCUGCAGACCAGGGGUCAGGGCACCUUCUCCAGAGGGUCCUGGUGAGAACAGAGCUGAUCUGUGUGUGAACAUGUGUCUGAGCUGGACGUAGCAGGGCCGUGGCUUCAGUUGACACUGCUGGCAGCCUCUCGAGCGCCAGGUGUGGGAUU
Messenger RNA from Vicugna pacos (alpaca), 1616 nucleotides. NCBI's taxonomy places the organism in Eukaryota, Metazoa, Chordata, Mammalia, Artiodactyla, Camelidae. The record is from RefSeq and is a predicted model, not a curated record.